AGAAAAAACGACCACCACAAAAAAGUAAAGAUAAUACAAAUAAAGUGAAAAACAAAAGGCGAAAAGCGAAAAAUAAGCAAAAAAUACGCCGAACAAGCCGAGUAAAGACUAACCCCCCCACCAUGCCCACCCAUUCACGAAUUCCGGCCAGUGCAAUAUAAUCGUCCUCGUAGAUACAUAUGUAUAUGGGAUUCAGUUGCUACUGAGGUCCCCUCGGUAGCCUAGCGACUGUCGUCGACUGUGAGAAUGGACAUGAGCAAAGGCAUCGGCAGUUGCUAUCAUAUCGCACUCGACGCUAGGCCGCUGACGAUGGCCAUAAAUAUGAAAAUUCAAAAUACACACAUAAAUGGCCAAGUCUGAGGGUGCACAAUAAAAGCGGCCAUCAGGAACAUCAAAUCAGCAGCAGACGCUAACCAGCGAUAGCAUUGCCCAUACGUCGAGCACGAGGCGCCGACAACAGCAGCAACAGCAACAACAACAACAGGGGCAGCAGCAACUGUGGCCGGUGGCAAUGGCCAAGUUGGCACACCAUCUACAGCAUCUAAGGGAGCUGGAAGCCAGAACCCCAGGCCCACUCUUAGUCCCAGCCCCAGCCCACCCACCACAGAUCGAGUCGGGCCGCACCGAACCUCCCCGAUGGCGGCACGUGCAGUGGGUCUGCUCCUGCCCGUGCUCCUGGAACCAUGUUUGGAGUAGGACAGCCCUGUUCCUGGCUGCUGUGUGCCUGCUGACGCGGCCCGUCAUGCCGGAAGUUAUUUAUCGAGUUGAUCCUUUGGCUCUCCUGGCCGCCACCUUGAGAACGUACCAGCGCGCAGGAUGCGACUCCGAGCAACUGUCACUCAGUUGUCCACGCGGCACCAGCAUUUCCAUCGAGCUGGCUCAGUAUGGACGGGCGGGUGAUUUAACCGACCACAGCCUGUGUCCACCCGUUUCGCAAGAGGACCUCACCACGACCGGAAGUGCCGGCGAUGCUGUCAUCCACAGUGGAACAGAAAUCGAAGUCAAACCGCCGGAAACGUGUACCGUAAGCGGAUUACAGUACGCCCUCCUGCAGACGGUGGUCGAUGCCUGCCAGAAGAAACGGCACUGCAAGUUUGCCGCGAAUUCCAAAACGCACACCACUGGAGAUCCCUGUUCGGGCAUACGGAAAUUCGUCGAGAUUGCCUACAAAUGCCGCCCAUACGAAUUCCGAAGCAAGGUGGCCUGCGAGAACGACAAUAUGCCGCUUGUGUGUAAUCCGUACUCUCGCAUCGCUAUAUACAGCGCCUCCUUCGGUCACACAGAACGGGAAAGCGUUCAGUGCGGGGGCCAGAGCGCCGGAGCAAGCACUGGCACCAGCGAAGACAACGGAAAGCCGACUUGCCUGGUGUCGUACGCCACGGAGACCGUGAUGCAGAUAUGCCAUGGCCGUAGACGCUGCUCGGUGACCGCCGAUGCUGGCACAUUCGGUCGUCCGUGCAAGGCCGAUGUGCGGAUGUACCUAAAAGUUGUGUACACAUGCAUUCCCCGCAAAGUGCUGAAGGAUCGCUACGAGACUGCGCCGGAGAGCGACGAGCCACAGCAGUCUGAGCUCGACAUGGACCAAGAUGAGCUUUAUGACGAAGACCAAUUCUACAAAGAGUCCGAGGCCAUUCCGCCAGCCCCCAAGCUCCAGGGCGCUAUUCCGAAUGCCGGCAUGCCCUUCGACUUCGGAAAGGGCGCCCUAGGAGUCGGUACUUCAAGCACACUCCUCCCCCCACUUCUUUCGAGGGACGAUGGCUUAUUAGAAGAAAGACUUGAGUCAUCUCUGAGGCUGCUAGAUCGGAUAAGGGCAGCAUUGCACCAAGACUUUGUCCCUGAGAUAGCAGAAUCGGCGGCACACACGACAGCGGCAAGUGACGAUAUCGGUGCAGUCGCUAUCCACAGCAGCACCGAAGGUACAGAAUUAAAUUCAAUAUCGCCUGAAACAGAUGCAACUAACGCCGCUGAUGGGAACACUAUUUACCACCGCAAGUGCGUUAAUGUCGAUGAUUGGGGAGUCAUCGGACUGAACUGUACCGAGGAGGACAUCGUUGCGGAGCGGGUCGAGGUCAUUGGUUUCUUGGUAAAUUGGCUGAGCUCCUAUGUCCAUAUACGAAAACAUCAGGAGCAAUUUUACCUCUACCUAAUCAUAUCGGUGGCGGCUGGCGUUCUCCUCUGCCUGACGCUUGUCAUCGGCCGGCUCACGCUACAGAAACGGCGCGGUGAACGGAAGAACAGCAGCUCAAGUGGCGGCGGGGUCGCCAAAGCCUUUGCUGAUACUCAAGGUGGCAGCACAGGUGUCGGCAAUGGAGGAGCAAGCAAAUUUCAACAGACGGCAACAGGAGAAUCUCACCUGCCAGACUCCUUUGCAGAUGACAUAUCUGACGUCGACGCCGACAUCGACUUAACAGGUCCGAUGCCAUUGCCCAGCUUAUCGUCUCGGAACGAGACCUACAUGACAUACGCACCGACGCCCAAGUGCAGCUACGGAGGCUUACCAGGCGCACCCUACCAGGCGCACCCUACCUCUGGAGCAACUACCGUUCUGAUGGCCCCGCACUCGCAGGCCAACAGCUACACUACCAUGGGCCAUCCCACAACAAGCGGGCCUCUGACAAUGGGUCCCCACUUUCUUGGACCCUCCGGACUGAGCACGGUUUCCCCAGCGUACUUAAGCGGAGCUGUCAUGGUGGCCGGACAUCACCACACUCUGCGACGCACGCUGAUACCCACCAGCAUGGGAAUAAUGAGCUCCCCCUCACCACCACCGACUUCCAUGAGUACCGGCCAUCCUCUGCCGCUAGCCGCCAUGCCCUCAACCUCGAACAGCGGUUGCGGGGUCUACUAUGACAGCACCGUGCCCCGAAAUCUGUCCCGUGGCGUGUCAGCAGAGAGCAGCGCCCAGUACUUCUAUGGGUGACAC
This is a messenger RNA of Drosophila obscura, 2923 nucleotides long. RefSeq names its product protein eva-1 homolog C-like. The transcript is spliced from 11 exons. NCBI's taxonomy places the organism in Eukaryota, Metazoa, Arthropoda, Insecta, Diptera, Drosophilidae. Bases 512 to 2920 code for a protein of 802 amino acids. The record is from RefSeq and is a predicted model, not a curated record. Gene Ontology annotation, molecular function: carbohydrate binding.